This is a messenger RNA of Schizosaccharomyces osmophilus, 447 nucleotides long. RefSeq names its product ubiquitin conjugating enzyme E2 Ubc1 (gene ubc1). Lineage: Eukaryota; Fungi; Ascomycota; Schizosaccharomycetes; Schizosaccharomycetales; Schizosaccharomycetaceae. The transcript has a single exon. The record is from RefSeq and is a predicted model, not a curated record. The coding region runs from base 1 to 447 and encodes 148 amino acids. Gene Ontology annotation, molecular function: protein binding.
AUGAAGUUUGACACAAAAAUUUACCAUCCAAACAUCUCCUCUCAAACAGGAGCUAUUUGUCUCGACAUUUUGAAAGAUCAAUGGUCUCCCGUGUAUACCGUAAAGUCUGCAUUGAUUAGCUUACAGUCUCUUUUGUGCACCCCGGAACCCUCAAAUCCUCAAGAUGCACAGGUAGCCCAAGUGUACAUUCAAAACUACGACCAAUUCAUUCAAACUGCUAGAGAAUGGGUUAGACUUUAUGCACAACCUCCUGCAUUUAUCGAUGUGGAAGAGGCGAGCGACAGUUACAAUGGGAUUGAUCCAAAGGUUGUUCAAAGCUUGCAGAAUUUUGGCUUUGAUCAGGAUGUGAUUGUCCGUGCUUUGUCUAAAGAAAACAUAAAAUCACAAGAGGAUGUAGACAAUCACCCAAACGGAAUCAAUGGAAUUUUGGAUUUGCUUUUGCACUAA